Messenger RNA from Porites evermanni, 903 nucleotides. The record is from the annotation of a GenBank genome assembly. NCBI's taxonomy places the organism in Eukaryota, Metazoa, Cnidaria, Anthozoa, Scleractinia, Poritidae.
AUGGAACCUGGAACGGUGGAUACUGUUCUUCUGCCUUUCUAUGUUAUUAUUUUCAUAUUAGGAGUUAUUGGAAAUUCCUUAUUGAUUACAGUAGUCAGAAAACGGCGUUGCAUGCACACGACUGUUAAUCUGCUUUUGACUAACGUGGCCGUGUCGGAUGUGAUUUCUUUGCUUUUCUGUUUACCGGGCAUCGUUCUCCGCUUCUUUGAACAUCCAAGAGGAAGCCUAGGAAACUUUUUAUGCAAGUUUGUUAGCAUGCAUCUCGUUGCCGGUGUAACUUUGUUGGUCUCUGGCCUGACCUUUACUCUCAUUGCUUUUGAAAGGCAUAAUGCUCUCCUAAGACCUAUGGAUUUGCGCUUGAAAUUGACAAAACGACGAGUUCCUAUUGCGAUUUGCUUUAUCUGGGGAGUUUCAAUCGUACUUGUCAUGCCGUUAUUUGUCAAGCAGGAGUAUGCGGAAAACGUUCAAGAUUGUUUUAUAGCUUGGCCGAGUGGCAACGCUUCAAGAGUGUAUUGGUGUUUUUUAGCAUCAAUAGUCAGUAUUUCGCUGUGUAUCAUGUGCAUCUGUUAUUUAAAGAUUGUAAGAGCUCUUUAUUUGGAGAAAGUUCUUCCACCGAACGAUCAUAGCAGAGAACAAGACAUCAAAGAUAAACAAAAAAUCACUAAGCUUUUAAUAACUAUCUCUGUUUUGUUUUUGAUAUGCUUUUUGCCUUUUAUUACCGUCUCAGCCAUCCAAAUCUCAACCCAGAAGGUGUUUUAUAAGUUGUCGUAUUUACUUGUCUACGCCAGCUGCUCGGUGAACCCAGUUGUGUAUGGAUUUCAAAGUGCAAAUUACAGAUCUGGCUUAAAAGAUCUCUGGAAAGGAAUAUCGUUUCAGGAGCGAGAAAGAUCUCUUGAGUCUUGA